CUCCUUUUCUUCUCUCUGUAAAACCAUGGCCCAUCGGCUGCGGUUUCAUUUUGGCUCUGGGCGAAGCAACACAGCCCCGGAAUCGGAGAUCCUCGACCGGGAUAGAGAAGAUGACUUUUUCAUGGCAUUCCACACUUUGCCAAGAAGAAACAGUCCUCACGCUUUCUCCCGACGUGGAGCAGAUUAUGGUGGUGGCGGCGAUUUGCAAGAAGUGGGCUCCUUAAAAAGGAGUACAUCCAUGUUUAUUCCCCAGCUGCUGAACAAUAUUGAUGUGCGUCCAACGAGAAGCUCGUCAAUGCAGAUCUCUCUUCAGCGCAAAGCUGCGAAUGGCUGCGUGGACAAGUGCGCAACCCUGGAAUCUCCUGAGGAGACACUUCCUUGUAAAUUCUCUGACUUCAGGGAGCAUUAUGCACCCCCUGUUGAAAACCAUUCUUCUUCUCCGAGCAGUCCAGAGGUGACUCCUGAAAAUUCUCCACCCAGGCUGACGGAAGAGUUAGGGCAACAGAUUAAUGGAACUAUUUGCUGUAAUCGUAGAAUAUUUUGUACUAUUCCUUCUAAUAAUCAGAGUGAGGAUGCUUCAUCAACUACCCAAGAAAAUGAGGCAAAUGAAGCAGCUUCAGGUUUAAACAUAAGUGGUGUGAGGAUUCAGCAUCGGGCUUCAAGUGCAGACGUGCCUCAGGUUACUCUACUACCCUUUGGUACUGAGGCUCAAAAUAAUGCUCCCACCCCUGAACCCCGGCGUUGGUCUUUGCAACAUGUGCCAGAUAUGUCAGUGAAUUCAGGGAAAAAGUUCUUUGUUCUCCAGUUACAGCAACCACAGACAAGUGGUACAGGUGCAGGAGGUGAAUAUAACUUUGGUUUUACUGGAACAAAAGGGGACAGAUUGGUCAGGUAUCCUCGGAUACGGCUAGAAAGGAGUACUUCUUACCCUGUCCAGCCGCCAACAGAAGAAAUUAGCACCACAGAUGAUGGAUUGAAUUCAGAACUGCAUGGAAAUGGCAGGAAUGGGUCAGAAAUAUCUAGAAGCAAUUCAGUAGAACGGAUUCCUCAAGGGCAGGGGUGCUUGUUUAAAAUCAGACCAGAUCAAAACACAAGGCAGCAACACUUCAGAAUUCUUGUCACCCGUGGUCCUGAAGAACAAAAUCAGGUUGUUGGUAAAGAGGGUCGUGGCACCCCUGGUCCUGUAACAGCCAGCACCGCAACUAGAGACGACUUCCUGGGUCAAGUGGAUGUGCCACUUAGUCACCUUCCGACUGAAGACCCAACCAUGGAAAGGCCAUACACAUUUAAGGAUUUCCUUCUCAGACCAAGAAGCCACAAAUCUCGUGUAAAGGGUUUCUUGAGACUGAAGAUGGCUUAUAUGCCUAAAAAUGGCGGCCAAGAGGAAGAAAGCAAUGAUCAAAGGGAUGAAUCUGAGCAUGGAUGGGAUGUGGUUGAUGCCAAUGACUCCGCAUCUCAACGUCAGGAGGAGUUACCACCUCCUCCACUGCCUCCUGGAUGGGAAGAAAAGGUGGACAACCUGGGGCGGACUUACUAUGUUAACCAUAACCACAGGACUACUCAGUGGCAUCGACCAAGUUUAAUUGAUGUGGGAUCUGAUUCAGAUAACAACAUCAGGCAAAUAAACCAAGAAGCAGCCCAUAGGCGGUUCCGCUCUCGGAGACACAUUAGUGAGGAUUUGGAACCAGAACCUAUGGAGAUCGGAGACAUUCCUGAACCUUGGGAAACCAUUUCAGAGGAGGCAAGUGCAAGUGGAGAUUCCUUAAGCUUGUCAUUGCCACCUCCUCCUGCAUCUCCAGUAUCCCGUAGCAGUCCUCAGGAGCUAUCUGAGGAACUGAGCAGAAGACUUCAGGUCACUCCUGAUUCCAAUGGGGAGCAACUCAGUUCUUUGAUUCAAAGAGAUCCUUCUUCACGAUUAAGAUCUUGCAGCGUGACAGACACAGUUGCUGAACAGUCUCAAUUACCCUUGCAGAGUGGUCCAUCUAGGAGAGCUCGUUCUUCAACUGUCACAGGUGGUGAGGAACCAACGCCUUCAGUGGCCUAUGUACAUACUACACCAGGCUUACCUUCAGGCUGGGAAGAAAGAAAGGAUGCAAAGGGCCGUACUUACUACGUCAAUCAUAACAAUCGAACCACAACAUGGACACGGCCCAUUAUGCAGCUUGCAGAAGAUGGCAUGGUUGGGUCAACAGCAAACAGCAGCAACCACUUAAGUGAACCCCAGAUAAGGCGGCCUCGUAGCCUCAGUUCACCCACAGUAACUUUAUCUGCUCCACUAGAGGGUAUCAAGGACUCCCCUGUGCGCAGAGCAGUGAAGGACACCCUUUCCAAUCCACAGUCUCCACAGCCCUCACCUUACAACUCUCCUAAACCACAACACAAAGUUGCACAAAGCUUCCUUCCUCCUGGCUGGGAGAUGCGAAUAGCACCCAAUGGCAGGCCCUUCUUCAUUGAUCAUAAUACUAAAACUACUACAUGGGAGGAUCCACGACUGAAAUUUCCAGUGCAUUUGAGAUCAAAAGCAUCUUUGAACCCUAAUGAUUUGGGCCCUCUUCCUCCUGGCUGGGAGGAAAGAAUACAUUUGGAUGGAAGAACGUUUUAUAUAGACCAUAAUAAUAAAAUUACCCAGUGGGAAGACCCCAGACUGCAGAACCCGGCAAUUACUGGUCCAGCAGUUCCGUAUUCCAGGGAGUUCAAACAGAAAUAUGACUAUUUCCGGAAGAAGUUAAAGAAACCAGCUGAUAUACCGAACAGAUUUGAGAUGAAGCUACACAGAAAUAAUAUUUUUGAGGAGUCCUACAGAAGAAUCAUGUCUGUGAAGAGACCUGAUGUACUAAAAGCCAGGCUCUGGAUUGAAUUUGAGUCAGAAAAAGGACUUGACUAUGGAGGCGUGGCCAGAGAAUGGUUUUUUCUCUUGUCCAAGGAGAUGUUUAACCCUUAUUAUGGUCUCUUUGAAUAUUCAGCAACGGACAACUAUACACUUCAGAUUAAUCCUAAUUCAGGUCUUUGUAACGAAGAUCAUCUGUCGUAUUUCACAUUUAUUGGUCGGGUUGCUGGCCUGGCAGUAUAUCAUGGGAAGCUAUUGGAUGGCUUCUUCAUCAGACCUUUUUACAAGAUGAUGCUGGGGAAGCCAAUAACUCUGAAAGACAUGGAGUCAGUGGAUAGCGAAUACUACAACUCACUGAAGUGGAUCCUGGAAAAUGACCCUACAGAGUUGGAUCUCAUGUUUUGCAUAGAUGAGGAAAACUUUGGACAGACAUAUCAAGUUGACCUCAAGCCAAAUGGGUCAGAAAUCAUGGUGACAAAUGAAAACAAAAGGGAAUAUAUUGACCUGGUCAUCCAGUGGAGGUUUGUAAACAGAGUUCAAAAACAAAUGAAUGCUUUUUUGGAGGGAUUCACAGAACUUCUUCCUAUUGAUCUGAUUAAAAUUUUUGAUGAAAAUGAACUAGAGUUACUGAUGUGUGGCCUUGGCGAUGUUGACGUCAAUGACUGGAGACAACAUACGAUCUACAAAAAUGGUUACUGCCCAAAUCAUCCUGUUAUCCAGUGGUUCUGGAAGGCCGUCUUACUGAUGGAUGCUGAAAAGCGGAUCCGAUUACUGCAGUUUGUUACUGGGACGUCACGCGUGCCUAUGAACGGAUUUGCUGAACUUUAUGGUUCAAAUGGUCCUCAGCUGUUUACAAUAGAGCAAUGGGGAAGUCCUGAUAAACUGCCCAGAGCUCACACAUGCUUUAAUCGCCUAGACUUACCUCUUUAUGAAUCUUUUGAAGAUUUGCGAGAGAAGCUCCUUAUGGCAGUUGAAAAUGCUCAAGGAUUUGAAGGAGUGGAUUAAAACGUCAACGUUUUUUCCCCCUUCAAGCAAGUUCUGCUUGCACUUUUGACUCUGAGUGACUAUGGCAGAACAGUUGCACAGCGGUGGUUCAUGGAGCAAACCCUUCGACAGUGCAGCUGCCCAGAUCCAGGAGUUUGAACUGUAACCUGUGGGUGGCUUUUCCGACGUCUCCACAGCAGCUUACCAACUGCGUAACGUGAACUCUGAGCACAUUUCAGCAGGACUUACUCUAUUUAUGUUGAGCCUCUGUAGGCAAAGCCCUUAAUAAAUAUUUUACAUAAUUUCUAAUGACAAUGAAUGGAAUUAAUCAUUUUACAGGUAUAGUAUUACAACUCAUGUUUACUUUUUAAUUGAUUUAGACAUUUUCAGAUUAUUUCAUUACAAUUAAAUAUCAUAUACUUGGAAAAAUGAGCAUUUUUCUUAAUUUCGUACCAGACUUGAUGCCAGUGUCGUUUUUUCAAAGCACAUUUUGAGCCUUGUGUUCCCAAACCAUUCAGAAAGUAGGAGGCUUCCUCUAUGGGGGCUGUCUAUCAAGAGCAACACCUUUCAUUGAGCACAUAAAUAUUUUUCUGUAUCCAGAAGUAUGGACUGGAUGUUGCAUUUUUGUAUAAAUAUUAGAAUAGUUACAAGUCAAGGGAGAAUCAUAACAUAGCAUGCCAAAUCUCAUGUUCAGUAAAGAAACUGCCUCGUUAUUGGUAAUAUUUACAUGUACUAUAAAGCAUUUUGGGGUAGGGUUAGCAUUAAUCAUUUUGGGGAAGUAUGCUUAACCCUGUCAUUAUCUUUGUAUAGUGAGCCUUUUCUUAUCCUUUCCUGUUUGCAAUGGAGGCAUUUUGAAUGAAAUUUGGCACUAUGGAAAACAGGUCUGUUUUGUCUCCUGUUGGAAUGCAAUUGCUAAUGAUACCUAAAUAACAAUGGGGGUUUUGUUUGUUUCUAACUGCACCAACUCCGAAGGCACUUUAUGUAACACACGGAAGUCAUAUCUGUUUUUUUAUCAUAAACAUUAAUGUGAUUAUAUUCCUUCUCACUGCACAUGUCUUUCUGGUGCAAUAUCUAUCAAUUGUGAAUUUGGCUGCUGAUGAUGUAUAAAAGAAAAAAAACAAGCAAACAGGUGUAGAGCUGAGCCUGCAGACAUGUUCCUCAGCAGUUGUUUUUGUGAUUUAUUUUUUACUUAAUCACAAAGAUUUAUUUAAUAUACACUGCUAUCUAAUCAAUUUUGUUACCUAUGACAUGUUGCAUGCUUAAACUAUAAUGUCUGAGUUGCAUCUCUUUUGUGACAGAUUAAAAGUGAAAGAUUUGUAUUUGAUCUACUGAAGUUAAAUGGUUACACUACUACUAGAUAGGUCUAAGGGUAUGGCCUCAGCAAUUUAAGCAAGUUUUGCCCACAUACUUACUUAUAGAUAGGCUUUUCCUCAAGAACCCAUUUAAUGCUUACAAAGCAAGGUGACAGCGCAGGCCAAAACAAAAUUUCACCUCACCACCAACAGCUUUUUUAGCCCUCCCCAACACCCUCCAAGAAGGAACAGCCCUACUGCAGAAACUUUAACACAGUAAUGCUUCAGCUGAGAAGGCUAGUGGAAAGAAGCCUGAAUGCUAGUAACAACACUCAGCAAAUGGUUGCCUGCUAGCAGAAGUUUGAAUCACUAAUAGAUGCCUGAGGAAGGUUAUUCUACCAUUUGAACACAGGUUAAGGUUCAUUUUCUACUACAUUCCCUGACAUUCCUUUCUGACCUUGUACCUUUGAUGAGCGAGCUUGAACAUGAGAAAGUGGACUGCAUCACAGCAGACAGAGAAAUACAGUAUGAUUGUUGAGCUGGGGGAAGGAGUGUGGGGAAGGUGAAGAGAAUGAGGUAAAUCCAGGUAUUUCCACCAACCUUCGGUAUGUUAAGCUCUGCUGGUUAUAACAUGGACUGCCUUGACAGAAGUGUCAUACUCCAACAUUUGUUUUCUGUCUUAACCUGGAGGCUCUGUUUAUGACCAGUGCCACAUAUCAGAACCUCAGACGUUUUUGGUUAUGAAACCAAAAUGUAAUCUCACCUAUAGCUGUGCUACUGCUAAGUCACAGCCUUCAUCUGAGGUAGAACCAGAAGUCAGGUUGUGUUUAAGAAUCUGCCCUUCCUCUUGCCGUGAUCUUGCUUUGGUCCCUUCCCUCCCCUCACCCUCAACUUCUAAACCAGGUUUACUAGUAGUUAUCAUAUCAAAGCACUUUCAGCUAUCUAGAAUUAUAUAGUGACAUCUGAACAGAAGGGAAAUUUGUGGUGUUUGGAUUCUUUUUCUUUUCUAAGACAAUUUAGAAUGAAUGACUUAACAUCUUUUCAGAUCCACUCCUACUCCGAUCCACUUACCUCACACUCCAAGAGCAUUCACUAGGUAUUAAAAUAGUGAGGUGAAUUCCACGGUAUGAAUUGUAAUUAAUGUGCAUUUGGACUGUUCUGGUUUACUAUAGAGAAGAGCGUUUCAUUUUCAGGGAACAGUUUAAUAUUAAAGAAAGCCCUUGACUCCCACAAGGUAUGCCAGAGUGCAGCACAUGACGACACCUGACCUAACUCAGGCAGCAUGGACAGUGAGGCCCACCAUGCCAUGCCCCAAUAGACUUGUACAGCUCAUGCUGAAAUUAAUUGCAAGAAAGCCAAAAUAGCAACAAUGCAAAUAGCUAAAUAAAUGCUAUUAUUUGUGCUUCUUGUGCCCUAGAUGCUGCAACCACAGCUCUCACCUGCCUUGCAAACCCAUCACUGUAGAGCCAAUGCAGUACCACGCACAGCUAUCUGUGUUAGCUUUUGUUUUGGAACCCCUUUGCUCAACACUCCAUGAAGGUGUUAUUCUUAACAGCCCAGGUGAACGUAACAGUAAGCCAGCUCCUUACUUUUGUUACCCAAGUUAACUACGCUACUAGGACACAGCACUGUGUUUUGCCUUUACAGAUGCACUACAGCUUCCUUCGCUACAGAAGUGGAACAGUCCUUUUCUUGGGGUGCAUAAGCAAGCCAGAGUCUCUGCUCACAAAUGAGCACAGCUACUUGUAGGGUAAGCUGAGGGGAAUUGCUUAGCCCAGGCCCUUUGCUGUAUAAAGCUUUUAUUAAUGGACAUCAGAAGCCUUCCUGUUAGCUGGAACUAUCAGGCUGUGAUGCCAAGCCUGUCAGUAACAGUAGUUAGAGGGACCUAAGCCCCUGCUAAAACGUACUAUACUCAUGCGACACAGAUUUUGCUACUGGUGGCUAAACCCUUGGGCAGUCACACCCAUCUCAUCAGCCAAAAAGUUAAGAUCAUCUAUGCUAUGACUAAAGCCCAGGAAGUUACCUUCAGUUUUACAAUAAACUAGAUACAAGGCUAAGUAAAUGGCAUUAGCUGUGCAAAGUAGCAGCUGCAGAGGAAAUAAUGGAUUUUCUUCUGCAGAGCUCUUUCUUUAACAUAAAGCUGUAGUGCUGUUACUGAGAUCCUAAGCUGGAUUCCAGACUUCCCAUCUAGGAGUCCUCCUGAAGCUACAUUUGAAGGAAUCUUCUAGGAAAAAAGGGAGCUGAAUGUCAGUUACUUAAAACAUCUAAAACACAAAGCAACUAACGCUCCAGCAGGACUUGUACCACAGCAUUGUUCCUUUCUUAACGCAGUACGCUCCUGUAUACUGACGGUUUAGCCCAUUCACCACAAAAUAGCCCAACAGUAUUUUAAAAGGUUCUAUUCAGCUACUUUUUUUUUUGUUAAUAAAUGGUAAUCAUAAAGGUGGUACCUAAACCAUUACUUGUUUGCUCUUAAGAAGCCUUAAGGCAAGUAAUUAAUUAAAAUGUUAGUCACUCUACAGACUACAGGCUCUGCAGCUGUCACCUCCUGUUCACAUUACAGCUUACAGAUCUGUGCCUUGUAAGGUUGUAGUUAAUGUACACCAUACCGAUCACGUUAACUUCCACUUGCACGCCUAGCUGCUGGGAACUGCUGCAUCCUUCAGUCCAAAAGUAACAAAACAAUAAAAGGCCUCAAAAACCUCUGUUACCACAAGAUUUUUUUUAUCUUAUUUCUGCCUCUCUCACACUGACCUCUCCCUCUGUGAAUCCCGAGCGAAAGGCACACGAGUGCCAUGCUGGCAUGACACGUGUGCUGAUAAAUCAGCAGAGGAUGCUGCUGCAAGUGCUAACCACACAGCUAGCGCCUGUCCUGCGCCCCAAGGAAUGCCCUGCAGUUGUCAUGUGCUCAGCCCCAUCAGACUGCUAAUCAUGACUGCAGCCUUUGGCGGUAAUCUGUUCCUGAUGCUUUGUGUGAAACAUUUUACAGGACACUAAAGGACCAGGAACUGUGAAAGCUAAGGAGCCAGGGAGGGGACGCUGGAUAGUUAGACUGCACUUUCAAAGAGUUAAGAAUAAGCGAUCAUACCCAUAUGAUUGCAAGGGCUAAUUAUCAGUAUGUAUAGUAGCAAAAAGGUAGAUUACCAGAUUGGACAUCUUAAAAUGUGCAUUCAUUUUCUUAUUUUUAAUAAAAACUUUUGUAUGUAGAGUUACAACAACAAAGAAAAAACCCUACAGUCUUCACCCAUCUGUUAUGAUGUUGCACUAAGUAACACACAUUUGAAAUGCAUGGGAAACUUACAAAACUGGAAUCUAACCAUAAUAAUGUUACAUACCCAGCAGGUCUGUCACAGGGCACCUAGAACCCUGCUGGAGACCAUCGCCAUCAGCACAAACCAUAUUUAGUCCUAAGUCUAUUGAUUAGCACGUCUAACAACCUGUUUGUCCACAUUUAUCUUCCACUAACAUGUUGGGGUUUUUUCCUUUUUAUAUUAUUUUCCCAUAGACAUUGUUUUUUUAAAUUUUUUUAAUACGUAGCUGUAAAAGUAUACACAGUAUGUGUCCACAUACACCUGUACACGUGUUGCAUUUUUAUACUGUACUCCGUUCUAUUGGAUUUAAAGAAGCUGGUGAGCCGUCCGCCUCCACUGCAGAUUUGUCACAACCAUGCAAUAGUGAAUAGGUUAUGAUUCUCAAAACCCACGUGGAAAACUCCAGAAAAUGAUGUUGCCACAUUCUGUGUUUGUGAACAUAAGUUUUAAAUCUAAUCUAAAACUGAGAUCAUUAGUCUUUCCAAACACGCAGAAGUGUCAAACAUUCCAGAUAAAUUCACUCUGCUUAAUAAUAGGUUUUUUGUAAAAAUCACCUCAUACUAGAAGGCUAUUUCAGAAUUAUGCUAAACUACCUAAAAAUUGAUUUUUAAAGUACUACUUAUAAAUAAUGCUCAUUUUCACAAUUAAUACAGCUUUAAACUGUGGCUGGAUUUGAUACACUGUGGGGAAAGGAUUUGUUUAUGGACAAAAGUCAUUUUUUCCCCGUUUAUUUUCUGAGGAGCAGUGAAAGAAAUUGUAGUUUGUUUUCCUGACAGCAAAAGCUCAAUGUGACAAAAUGAAGUUGUUGUAAUGAAAUGAUGCAACUUAAUUAAAUAUUUAAUAAAGAAUUAUGGAAGCUACAGCAUUUUAUACUUCAAAUA
Molecule: messenger RNA, 9295 nt
Organism: Gavia stellata (red-throated loon)
Lineage: Eukaryota; Metazoa; Chordata; Aves; Gaviiformes; Gaviidae
Gene: NEDD4L
Product: NEDD4 like E3 ubiquitin protein ligase
Exons: 27
Coding region: 26-3832 (1268 amino acids)
Biological process (GO): regulation of dendrite morphogenesis; ubiquitin-dependent protein catabolic process
Molecular function (GO): protein binding; sodium channel inhibitor activity; ubiquitin protein ligase activity
Source: RefSeq, a predicted model, not a curated record